AUGGUGGCGGACGUUAGGAGGGUGAAUGAUAGGCUAAUGACUAUUAAGCUAGUGGUUGGUAGGGUCAUUUUAAACAUGAUUAGGGCUUACGCGCUUCAGCUCGUCAUUGGGGGUGAUUUUAAUGGCCAUAUUGGGGUGACUGCUAGGGGUUAUGACGAGGUGCAUGGCGGGUUCGGUUACGGAGUUAGGAAUGAGGGUGGUACCUCUUUAUUGGAUUUUGCUAAAGCAUUUUACUUGGUGAUAGCUAAUUCGUGUUUCCAGAAGAGGGAGGAACACUUAGUCACUUUUCGGAGUAAGCAUAGACUCCUAGUAAUGGACUUGGAGUUCAAGAGAGUAAGGAAGAAGAGAGCGCUGUACGGACAACCGAAGAUUAAGUGGGGAGCCUUGACUAAGGCAAAGGCGCAGGAGUUGGGGGAAAAGCUGUUGGCCAUGGGGGCCUGA
Messenger RNA from Nicotiana attenuata, 441 nucleotides. RefSeq lists its product as uncharacterized. Gene Ontology annotation, cellular component: nucleus. The coding region runs from base 1 to 441 and encodes 146 amino acids. Gene Ontology annotation, biological process: chromatin remodeling. The record is from RefSeq and is a predicted model, not a curated record. Lineage: Eukaryota; Viridiplantae; Streptophyta; Magnoliopsida; Solanales; Solanaceae. The transcript has 3 exons.